AUGGUUCGUUGUUCAAUUAAACGUUUAAUUAAAACAAUAAUUUUUCUUGUAAUUUUAAUAGUAAUAUUGAAAAAUUUACUUUCAUAUUCUCGGGAAUCUCAUGUAAAUAAAUUUGAAUUCAAACAAAAAUCGUCAGUUAUUUUUAUUCUUUCAUCAUAUCAUUCGAAAAAUAUUCAACGUUUAAUUUUAUUUUUAAAUGAACUGCGUUUAUCAUAUAUUGAAUAUAAAAACAUUGAUGAAAAAUUCUAUCAUGAUUUAAUAAAUCAUAUUCCAUCAAUGAUUAUACUUGAUCAUAUACCAAAUAGUAAUUUUUACAAUUUUAUCAAUCAAUAUCAAAUUAAUUUAUUAAUACAUUUAAAUCAUAAAUGUCAAAAUUGUAUAUCAAUAAAAUAUUCUCAAAUGUUAUUUGAAAAUAUUAGUUAUCCAACAAUUGAUUUUAAUCGAGAGAAAUUAAAACCAAUUAUUCAUACAACACAAAGUCCAUUUAAAAUUGAACAAUCAAAUCAAAUUAUUAAAUUGUUACAUUUUGAAAAAAUUUUACCCUAUUUUUCUUAUUAUCAUGAACUUAAUAAUCGAUGUAUUAGUCUUCCAAUAAACAAAAAUAAUUUAACAAAUACAAUUAUCUAUGUAGAAAAUAAAAUAACAUUGGAGAAAAUUAAUUUAAUGAUUAUAUCAAAAGAAAAACAAAUUUAUUUAUCUGAAUGUCUUUAUCAUCAUUGGUUUAUUUGGCCAUUAAUGAUGGAUAUAUUUAGAUAUUUAACUUCAAAUGUAUAUAAUUAUUAUGGAUUAAAUCGAUAUAUUCAAAUUGAUAUUGAUGAUAUUUUUUUAGGAAGUAAAUCUCAUGAUCGUUUAAAAUCAGAUGAUAUUCAAGCAUUAAUUCAUUCACAAUCAUUUAUUCAAAAUUAUAUAUCAAAUUUUCGUUAUCGACUUGGAUUUUCUGGUUAUUAUUAUAAUUCAGGGAAUGAUGAAGAAAAUCAAGGUGAUCGUUUAUUGAUUAAAUAA
Molecule: messenger RNA, 1002 nt
Organism: Rotaria sordida
Lineage: Eukaryota; Metazoa; Rotifera; Eurotatoria; Philodinida; Philodinidae
Source: the annotation of a GenBank genome assembly